AAUGUGUUAUUAAUAUUAAGAAUUUAGGAGAAAAAGUGACGCAGAAGUUCAAGGAUGAAAAAGAUUCCGAUAACACCAAUAUUCAACAAAUAAUGUAAAAUAAUUUCCAGAGGAGGAACGGGGGUCUUCAAUAGUUGCUUGAUUCUUCUCCAUAAUGCAAGCUGCUCAACCAUCACUCACUGAUGAAGCUCCCGAGAUUUCCCAUCAGGGUGUCCCACUGGGAAACAAAGAAGUUUCAGAUAGUGGACCCAAUGGUAGGCGCCCUGAUAUUUCACUUCAAGUUCCUCCUAGACCUAUAGGGUUUGGGAGCACUAGUGGUGGGAGGGUUCUGGACCAUUCUCAAAGUUUCAGCAAAGGGAUAUCAUCAUCAAGAGGCUUCUUGCGGGCCUUGAGCUUCAAAAGAAAAGGAAAUGUAGGAGAUGGGGAAAGAAGCAGCCUACUUAGUUCAGACCCCAAGACAGCUGCAGACAGUUCUAAUAUGGCCUCCAUAUCUGAAAUUGCAUGGAAAAGAUGCACUUCACUUCCUGUUACACCAGCAUCAAAUCUGUCUCCUUCAGUUGCUACACCCAUUUCUGCAAGGACAUAUAAUGAACAAACUAAGCCACAUAAAGACGUUGAUCGUUCCAAGGUUUCAAGGUCCCUUUCUGUACCUGGACGAAAUGUUGUUAUUGUAAGAUCUGUCUCUUUUUCUACCCGUAAUGAACAGGAGCAACAAGAUCAAAAUGAAGAUCAAAUAACUCCUGUGCCAGUAGAAGUUACUGCCGAUGAAGAAAUUCCUGAAGAGGAAGCUGUGUGCAGGAUAUGUUUCGAUGUGUGUGAUGAAAGGAAUACCUUUAAAAUGGAAUGCAGUUGCAAAGGUGACCUGAGAUUGGUGCAUGAAGAAUGUUUAAUUAAAUGGUUUAGCAACAAAAGCGACAAGAAAUGUGAUGUAUGUAGGCAAGAGGUUCAGAAUUUACCUGUAACUUUGCUUCGUGUGACAAGCUCUGUUCAACGACAAAACAGACAGAUGCAAGGGCAGAACCUACAUCCAGAGUCAAUAAGCGCAUGGCAAGACUUUGUGGUGCUUGUCCUGAUCAGCACAAUAUGCUACUUUUUCUUCCUUGAACAGCUACUGCUUCCUGAAUUGAAGACUCAAGCUAUUAUUAUUGCAGCACCAUUUGCCUUUACCUUGGGCCUCCUAGCUUCUAUUUUUGCAGUCAUUCUGGCAAUUAAGGAGUAUAUAUGGACAUAUGCUGCUCUCGAGUUUGCCCUUGUAGCUUUAACUGUGCAUCUAUUUUAUACAAUGUUGCAUUUGAUGGCCAUAUAUGCCAUACUACUUUCAUCAGUUUUGGGUUUUGGAAUUGCUAUGGCCAUCAACUACGCAUAUAUCCAAUUUGUCACCUGGAGGCUUCAAGUCUCUUAUGAUGAUAAUCCUGUAUGAAUCUCAUCACGAGAGAAACAGCUUCGUGGAUUUUUUUUUUCUCUGUAUUUACUGACAAGAUGAUCUGUCACAAUGUUUAUUAUGAAUCUUUUGUUUAUCAAUCAAUACCACGACCAUGUAGUAUAUUUUUUU
Messenger RNA from Vigna umbellata (rice bean), 1552 nucleotides. RefSeq lists its product as uncharacterized. The record is from RefSeq and is a predicted model, not a curated record. NCBI's taxonomy places the organism in Eukaryota, Viridiplantae, Streptophyta, Magnoliopsida, Fabales, Fabaceae. Gene Ontology annotation, molecular function: zinc ion binding.